AUGGCUGGAACACAAUUUGCAUGUGGCGUUUGUGACGAGAAAUCCGAUGCUUUUCACUUUGGCGCCUUUUCCUGUAAUGCCUGUGCUGCGUUUUUCCGCAGAAUUGUUUCUAGCAACCAAACUCCAAAAGUGCAGUGUUCUGGAAAUUGUGAUUUGACAAAUCAUAUUUUGAGACGAAUGUGUCCAAGUUGCCGAUAUGAUAAGUGUCUGAAAAUUGGAAUGAAGCCAUCUGCAGUUCAAUCGAAACGUGCUAAAUCAGAUGAAGUUCCAGAAAGCAUUUUGGAAGAACUGAAGCAGUCCUAUGAGCAUUUGAGAGAGCUGCGACGGCACACUUUCAAAAACGAAACUUCCAAAUUAACAUUUUUCGAAGAAAUGGAUGAAGUAGUCUCUAUUGAUAUCAAUUUGAUACUGGAUACUAUGAUGAAGAAGUUCACAAAAUUGGCACCAAUGACAGAUGAUCAACACAGAUGCCUCAUCACCAACUUCUUAGUUUUAUUCAUUAUAGCUGACCAGUGUUUCCGAUCUAUAGAUUCCGAUUACACGAUACUUGCCAACGGAAAUUAUGUUGAUGUGCGGAAUACAGACCAACAUUAUCAAAGUACCAGCGGAGUUGUUGAUGAGAACAGAGUGGCUAGAACAUCAAUGUUUCUUGCCCCUUAUUGGAGACUUGGACGAGGGAUGAUGUUUCGGAGAUUCACAGAAUUAAGAAUUGAUUUGAAUGAGUUUAUGUUGUUUCUGGGGCUAAUUUAUUGGGAUUUCGGCCUUCCGGACCAAACAGACGAAUGCAUAGAAAUCUGUCUAGGAAUGCGGACUCGAAUAUUUGAAGAACUGAAAAACUAUGAACAAAAAAAGUGUCGUAAUGAUGGAUUUCCAUUGCGUAUUGGAGAAAUAAUGUUAUUGCUACAGAUGGUUCAAAAGUACUCCACAGUGAUGCAAGAAUAUAAAACUAUUGCGAUAAUGGAAAGCCCUCCAGGUCUUCAAAUCUGCGGAGUCUGCGGGGAAACUGCGGAUGCUGUACAUUUUGGUGCGCACUCAUGUAGAGCCUGCGCAGCAUUCUUUCGAAGAAAGGUCGCUUCUGGAAAGCCAAUUCAAGUGAGUCGAUGUGCUGGAAAUUGCAGAUUAGAGAACCAACUUCUCAGAAGACUUUGUGCAUCGUGCCGGUAUGAUAAAUGCAUUAAAAUUGGAAUGAAGACGUCGGCAGUGUUGUCAAGGUUAAUAGUGAAAUCAGAACCAAGUUCAAGUGAAUUUAGUCCAUGGAUGGGAGAGAACUUGUUGGAUCAGAUGAAAGCGGCAUAUGAAAGGUUGGAAAAUGCAAGGAGUGAGGUUUUCAACUUGGAGACUCGUGUCCCCAAAACUGCAAAUUAUAAAGAACUGAACGAAAUGUGCAAUAUCGAUAUCUCACUUAUUAAGCAACACUACUCAAUAUUUUUCCAAUCAAUCACACCAACUGAUGAUGACCAACGAGGGUUUCUUGAAAACCAUUUCAUUGUCCCCUAUGUACUACUUGAUGGGGCAUUCAAAUCACAAGACGGGGAUCUCGAUUUCUUUCUAAUGCCUAAUGGUGACUAUGUAGACAUUCGGAAUCUGGACAAUUUCUAUCAAAAUCCAGAGGAAAAAGAUGAUUCAAUAGCAGAGGGUGUGACAGUAUUAAUGAAACCAUAUUGGAUGUUAAAUCAACGAGUGCUGAGAAAAAAUGUGAAAGAAGUGAAACUUGAUUUAUCAGAAUACCUAUUCGUUAGUGCGUUAAUAUUUUGGGAUUUCGGGAUCCCGAAUCAAAGCGAUGAGUGUAUCAAAGUCUGCAAACAAAUGCGGUCACGAAUAUUUGAAGAACUCACAAAUUACGAGAAAAGCAUAAUUAAAACAGAUGAUCAUUCGCUGAGAGUUGGAGAGAUUGUCAUCGUACUACAAGCAGUUCAAAAGGCACUUGGCAUAAUGCACGAAUGUAAUGAUAUCUCAAUGAUUUAUAACUUAUACGGAAGAGAGUGUCCUUUGAUUAAGAGAACAGAAUUAAACGAGUUCAAAUAA
Molecule: messenger RNA, 2025 nt
Organism: Caenorhabditis remanei
Lineage: Eukaryota; Metazoa; Nematoda; Chromadorea; Rhabditida; Rhabditidae
Exons: 11
Coding region: 1-2025 (674 amino acids)
Biological process (GO): regulation of transcription by RNA polymerase II
Cellular component (GO): nucleus
Molecular function (GO): DNA-binding transcription factor activity; zinc ion binding; sequence-specific DNA binding
Source: RefSeq, a predicted model, not a curated record